AUGGAAGGCCAUAUUUAUCGUCCGGUGCGCUUCCUCGAGCAAGCACGAAUUGCUUCUCAUGAGACGCCGACUACUUAUUUAGACUGGCCAACACAAAUCGUUUAUUUUAAAGAGCACUCUCACUCUCUAUCCCUCUAUCUCUCUCUCUCUCUUAACUUCAAUAACUCUCCUUUUCUUAUUCAGACACUCUGCUAUUAUCAAACAAUCUUUUUUACUUCGCUUCUCUCGUUCUCUUUCCCGCUCGUUACGUCCCGCCCUCUCUUACAACCAACCUCUGUUCUUCUCUUUCCUAAUUUAACUGUCUCUCUCUUCUUGCUAUUUUUAAUCUGUCUUGUUCUCUCUCUUCCUUUUCCUUCUUUGUUAUUAUUAAUCUCUCGUUCUUUAGAUCACUCUCUCACUCUCUCUCUCUCUCUCUCUCUCUCUCUCUCUCAUUCAAUAUCUCCCCUUUUCUUUUUCAGACACUCUCCUCUCCCGUUCUCUCUCCUUCUCGUCCCUAUUCACUAUACUUCUCGCUCACUCCGCUUCCUGUUAUUCUCAACCUCUCUUCUUUCUUUCUUUCUUUCUUUUUCUUUCUUUCUUUCUUUCUUUCUUUCUUUCUUUCUUUUCACUGAUAGUCUUAAUCUUCCGUUCUUUAGAUUCUUCCCUCUUUCUCUUUCCUUCAAUAUCUCCCCUUUUUAUUUUUCUAACACUUCGUUAUUCUCAAACAACCGUUUUUUGUCUCUCUUUGUUACUUUCAGACUCUCUCGUUCUCUUUCCCGCUUGUUAUGUCUGGCCCUCUCUUACUAUCAACUUCUAUUAUUCCCUUUCCUCCUCACUUUCCCUUUCCUCUAUUCUCAAUCUCUGUCGACCUCUGCCUUUUUUUCUCUCAGUUUCGACAUGCAACUUACAGAGUUGCACAGAUCCACUUGGAUUAUAUACCUAUGGUUUUGUUAUUCUAUCUAUCUAUCUAUCUAUCUAUCUAUCUAUCUAUCUAUCUAUCUCUAUAUAUAUAUGUAUACUCUCUCUCUCUCUUCCUCUAUAUCCCUCUCUAUAUAUCACCAUCUCUCUCUCUCUCUCUCUCUCUCUCUCUCUCUCUCUCUAUCUCGCUUCCUCUCUCUCCCUCUAUUUCUCCCUCUCUCUCUAUUUAAUAACCCUCUCUCUUCCUCUCUUUCUCCCUCUAUUUUCCUUCUCUCUCUCCCUCUCUCUCCUUCUAUCUCCCUCUCUCAUAACCCAUCUUCCCUCUCUCUCCUUCUCUCAAUAUAUCCCCCUCUCUCUCCCUCUAUCUCCGUCUCUCACCCUCUCACUAUCACUCCCCCUCUCUAUCUCUUCCCCUCUCUCAAUCCUCUCUCUCCCUCUUUCUCCCUCUCUCUCCCUCUAUCUUCCCUCUCUCGCUCACUCUAUAUCACUCCCUCUCUCUAUCUCUUCCCCUCUCUCAAUCCUCUCUCUCCUUCUUUCUCCCUCUCUCCCCUCUAUCUUCCCUCUCUCUCCCUCUCUCAAUAUUUCCACUUCUCUCUCCCUCUCUCUCUCUCUCCAUCUUCCCUCUCUCUCUCUCAAUAUUUUCCCCUCUCUCUCCCUCUCUCACUCUAUCUCACUCACACUCUAUUUCUCUCUAUCUCUCUCCCAUUUCCCCACUUUCUCUCUCUCUCUCUCUCUAUCCUUAAUAUAAACUUUAAUUUUAUCUAUCUAUCUAUCUAUCUAUCUAUCUAUCUAUCUAUCUAUCUAUAUUUCAGUCUGUUCAUAUCUAUCUAUCUAUCUAUCUAUCUAUCUAUCUAUCUAUCUAUCUAUCUAUCUAUCUCAGUCCGUAUCUAUCUGUCUCAUUCUGUUCAUAUCUAUGUAUCUGUCUAUCUACCUAUCUAUCUGUUUAUCUAUCCUUCGGCGAAGGCCAAAAAUAAACUAUUAUCUCCUAGAUUGCAAUCUAUCCUUCUAUUUUUUUCUCUUUUUUCUUAG
Messenger RNA from Acanthosepion pharaonis, 1926 nucleotides. Lineage: Eukaryota; Metazoa; Mollusca; Cephalopoda; Sepiida; Sepiidae. The record is from the annotation of a GenBank genome assembly.